Messenger RNA from Drosophila arizonae, 5188 nucleotides. RefSeq names its product THO complex subunit 2-like protein (gene tho2). Gene Ontology annotation, biological process: mRNA export from nucleus; mRNA processing. Gene Ontology annotation, molecular function: mRNA binding. Gene Ontology annotation, cellular component: THO complex part of transcription export complex. The record is from RefSeq and is a predicted model, not a curated record. NCBI's taxonomy places the organism in Eukaryota, Metazoa, Arthropoda, Insecta, Diptera, Drosophilidae.
AUUUUUCAGACACAUCUCUCACACUCGAAAAGGCGGAGAAAAGUGUGAAAAUUUGUCAAAUUGUUCAAUAAAUAACGUAAAAUUUGUAAAUAAAGCAAAUAAAAUACGUGUUGCCCGCGUGUAGAAAUAAAUAGUUUGUAUGCGUCGCUUGAAGAAAUUGUCGAAGAGUCACAGCGUGACGGGUACGCAAGAAAGCGAUGCAGCGCCGACGACGACCACAGCAACAACAACGGCGCCCGAUGCGGCGACCCUGACGGAUGCCAAUGGAAAUGGCGGCAGUGUGAAUAAAGAAACACUACUCAAUACAGAUAUUUUUAAGCACUUUGAUAAGUCUGGCCGAAACGAAUUCUUGAAGUACUUGAAGCAACAGUUGCAGGAUAGCCCAGAAAGUCCAGUUUUCGAUCGGCAUGGCACAUUUAAGCGCGGGAUCUCAAACGCCAUAUACGAGUUGCUUUGGCAAGCAUUGCGCUACAAGCUCAAGAAAGAUGUCGUGCUGCAUGUGCUCACAGAUGUUGUGGCGCUGCAUAAGGAGUUUCCCAGUCUUAUAUUGGACGUGGUCAAUAUUCUGGAUAGUGAGACAUCGUUGAUGACUGAGGGCUUACAGGAGGAGCGGCAUGGAUUUGUACAAAUUGUUAAGGAUCUGGACAAGGUGCUGCCGGAGAGUUUGCUUAAGGAACGCUUGGAAAUUGAUACGCUGCAGGAAGUUGGCAUUGUGAAGAACAAAAGUUUCUACACUAAAUUCAUCAAAGUCAAGACUAAGCUCUACUACAAACAGCGCCGCUUUAAUCUUUUUCGCGAGGAGAGUGAAGGAUUUGCAAAGCUUAUCACGGAAAUGAAUCAGGAUUUCGAGGAGCACACAACACCUGACACAAUAAUGGAUAUCAUAAAAUCAUUGAUUGGCUGCUUCAAUCUUGAUCCCAAUCGCGUACUGGAUAUUAUCAUUGAAUCUUUUGAGACGCGCCCCGAUCGCUGGAAACUUUUUAUACCUUUGCUGCGGAGCUAUAUGCCCACCGGCGCCAUUAUCUGUGAAGUUCUCGGCUACAAAUUCUGCCACUUUAAGGCGGCACGCACGCCCCGUUCGUUAUACCAUGUGUGUGCUUUGCUGCUCAAGCAUGGAGUCAUUGAACUGAAUGAUGUAUACGUCUGGUUAACGCCCAAUGAUGGCAGCAUACGUGCACAGUGGGAGGAGGAGCUUGCCGACGCCAGGGAAAUGGUACGCAAACUUCAUGUGAUCUCCACUAACAAGAAGGAGGAUGACAAAGAGCCACCACCGCCACCAACAACUAAGAAAUUUGAUGAGGAGAAAUACAAUGCUAAUCAGAAGUUUGGACUGUGCGAGGCAUUGCUCAAAGUUGGAGACUGGGACAAUGCACUCAAAAUCAUACAGAAACUGCCAGAUCAAUCAGUUGUGGUUCAAGAUCCAAUCGCACGCGCUAUCGUGGAGUUGGUACAUCUGUCAGUCGAGCAGAUUUAUUACAAGAAAGUCUUCAAAGCUCCUGCCGGUCGUAAGCCCAGCCGCAAUCGCUUGUACGACGAUGCCGCCCUGGUGGCUAAGAUGCAGGCGCAGGACUUUGGCGAUUUGCGCAAAUACACAUGGCCCAUGGCCAAUGUUCUGGGUCCAGCAAUGCACUGCGACACGGUGUUGAUGUACAAACUGGUGCGCAUUAUGGGCAAAAUAUUAUUGGACAUGGGCGUGGACAACUUGAAUGGUCCACCUCCGAAUUCGGAGCAGGAACAGCAUUAUUACGAUAUCAUUACCUGUCUGGAUGCCAGCAUAUUGCCCUCGUUGCUAUAUUUAGAUAGCAAUUGUUCCAUGUCCGAAGAGAUUUGGGCUGUGCUUAAGUUCUUUCCAUAUCAUUUGCGCUACAGCAUGUACGCGCGCUGGAAGAAUGACAGUUAUCAGAUGCAUCCGAAUCUUAUACGUCGCUGCGGUCUGGCACAGCGGGACAUAAAGGCACUUAUGAAACGUGUGAGCAAGGAGAAUGUCAAGCCCUUGGGGCGUCUAGUAGGCAAAUAUAGUCACUGUACGCCUGGUCUGCUUUUCGAUUAUAUCCUUGUUCAAAUUCAAAUUUAUGACAAUUUAAUUGGUCCGGUCUGUGACAUGCUUAAGUACUUGACUGCUCUAUCGUUUGAUUGCCUGGGCUAUUGCAUCAUUGAAUCGCUUACCAUGACGGGUCGCGGCCGAUUUAAGGACGACGGCACCUCGCUCUCAUUGUGGUUGCAAAGCCUUGCUUCCUUCUGUGGCACCAUCUACAAAAAGUACAGCAUCGAAAUGAGCGGCCUGCUUCAGUAUGUAGCCAACCAACUGAAGUCGCAGAAGAGUCUGGAUUUGCUAGUUCUACGCGAACUUGUCCACAAAAUGGCGGGUGUGGAGUCAUGCGAAGAGAUGACAAACGAUCAGCUGCAAGCGCUUUGUGGCGGUGAGCAGCUGCGUGGCGAGGCGGGCUACUUUAGCCAGGUGCGCAACACAAAGAAGUCUUCGAAUCGCUUGAAGGAGGCGUUAGCCAACAACGAUCUCGCCGUCACACUUUGCCUGCUGAUGGCUCAGCAGAAACAUUGCGUUAUAUAUCGUGAAACGGCUGCUCAUAGUCACUUGAAGCUUGUGGGCAGCUUGUACGAUCAGUGCCAGGAUGCACUGGUGCAGUUUGGCACAUUCUUGGGCUCCACCUAUUCGGUGGACGAGUAUGUCGAACGCCUUCCAUCAAUUAUUACCAUGUUACGUGAAUACCACAUUAACACCGAUGUAGCCUUCUUCCUGGCACGCCCCAUGUUCACGCACCAGAUUAAUCAAAAAUAUGAUCAAUUGCGUAAGGCGGAUCCCAAUGCCAAAAAGCUGACGACAGCCCAAAAGCUGCAAAAGUAUUUGGAGGCGACGCAGUUGAUUAUGAAUCCCAUUGUGGAGUCUGUGCGACCGUUGCACAGCGCCAAAGUCUGGGAGGACAUAAGUCCCCAGUUUCUGGUCACAUUCUGGAGUCUGAGCAUGUACGAUUUGCAUGUGCCGAAUGAGAUUUAUCAGCGAGAGAUUGGCAAGUUAAAGCAGUUGGCACAGCAAGCUGCCGAUGGAAAGGACUCGAACCAGUCCAAGAACAAGAAGGAGCAGGAGCGCUAUAUUGCGCUCAUGGAGAAGCUAAAUGACGAGCGUAAGAAACAGCAUGAGCAUGUGGACAAAAUUCUGCAACGUCUGCAAGAGCAAAAGGAUGGCUGGUUUCUGUUGCGCUCCGCCAAAUCAGCGAAAAAUGAUACCAUUACACAGUUCCUGCAGCUAUGCCUCUUUCCGCGCUGCACCUUCACUGCCCUGGACGCGCUUUAUUGUGCCAAGUUCGUUCAGACUAUACAUAAUCUGAAGACGGCGAAUUUCUCCACGUUGCUAUGUUACGAUCGGCUCUUCUGCGACAUUACAUACUCUGUCACAUCUUGCACGGAGGGCGAGGCGACGCGUUAUGGUCGCUUUUUGUGUGCCAUGCUGGAGACGGUAAUGCGUUGGCACGCGGAUCAGGCUGUUUUCAAUAAGGAGUGUGCCAAUUAUCCUGGCUUUGUGACCAAAUUCCGCGUCAGCAAUCAGUUCUCGGAGGCCAACGAUCAUGUUGGCUACGAAAACUAUCGACAUGUUUGCCACAAGUGGCACUACAAGAUCACAAAAGCGAUUGUGUUCUGUCUUGAUUCUAAGGACUUCAUGCAAAUACGUAAUGCGCUUAUCAUACUGAUGCGCAUUCUGCCCCAUUAUCCGGUGCUAUCCAAGCUAGCUCAGAUCAUCGAACGCAAGGUGGACAAAGUGCGCGAGGAGGAGAAAACCAAGCGACCGGAUUUGUUUGCCAUCGCCUCCAGCUAUAUUGGCCAGUUAAAACUAAAGUCUCCUCAUAUGUUCAAAGAGAGUGAUUUCCAUCAGGUCGCCGAGCGGCCGGUAAAGGAAGCAGCGCCCGCAUCCACCGGUAGCGCCGUCAAGGUGCAGCCCGGCGACAAAGCGAGUGCAUCUGCUGCCACAACGACGACCACACCAACGACGAAAACGGUCAGUAGUGCACCCUUCUAUGAUCCUAAGGCAUCCGGGAAAGAGCCGGACGCGAAGACUGCUCAAUCAGCGCGUGGCGAUGCCAAGCUCAGCAGACCGGAGGGCACGGCAUCUAAUGUGGUCUCCAUCUCAAAAGCCGUUUCAGCGCCAUCGAACAGCGAACGUGAGAGCAAGAGAGAUGCGUCAACAUCAGCGGUCAGGGAAACCCAAUCUCAUCGGAACAUGGAUGCCAAGGAAGAGCAGCAGCAGUCCAAUAGCAGCAGUACUAACCACAACAACAACAACAAUAGUAACAGUAACAAUAGCAACAGCAAUGGCGGACAAAACGAACGACGCAGCCGGGAGAGGGAUCGGGAACGUGAAGAGCGCCACAGCUUAAGCAGCACGCGCAGCUCACAGCGUGAGAGCAAUCGGAUCAGCAAUAAGGAACGUACGGAGGCCGAGCUGCAGCAGCGAGCACGCGAGCGCACACAGCGUCUUGAGGAGCUGGAACUUGCCGCCAUGCGGGCACAGAAACGGGAGAAGCUAUCACGACGCGAUGAGCGAAGCCAGCAUCGGCAUGAGGGAGUUGAAACAGUUGAUCUGGUAACGGGCGGCGGCAACAGCGGCCAGGAUCAUCGCCACUACGAUGACUACGAAGGACGUCAAAGGGACCGUGAUCUGAGUUCGGUGUCCAAUGAAAGCAACGGUUCGCUGCAGCAUCGACGUAGCCACGAAACAAUUGAAUAUGAUAAAGAUUCAAAGCGUCGUAAAUUGGAAUCAUCUACAAGCAGUUCAAAGAAGGUAGAAGAGCUCGUAGAUAGUGUGAAGAAAGCGCGCGGCCUGAAGACCAAAGAGCGCAACAAGGACAAGCUGUCUGAUGAGGAGCGUGAUGCGCGCAAGGAUCGUAAGCUAGGACGGAAGCGAGACCGCAACGAGGAGUCCAGCACCAGCGACCACAAGCGUCGGCGUGAAGCACAAAACGGCGAUGAGGACAUCCGCGAACGGGAACGCCAUAGAGACAAAUCCAGAGAACGCUCACAUGACAAAUUCGAUCGAGAACGUGGUGGCGGUGGAGGUGGUGGCAGUGCGCGAGGUGAUGAUCGUCAAUACAGUAUCUCGAAGUCGACACGCUCCUCGAGAAUGAACUACUGAACGCAUGAGGCCGAAUUCCCGUAUUGUGAAGAGCAUUUGGUUUAA